This is a messenger RNA of Zychaea mexicana, 996 nucleotides long. RefSeq lists its product as uncharacterized. Lineage: Eukaryota; Fungi; Mucoromycota; Mucoromycetes; Mucorales; Lichtheimiaceae. The transcript is spliced from 4 exons. The record is from RefSeq and is a predicted model, not a curated record. Bases 1 to 996 code for a protein of 331 amino acids.
AUGCUAAAUAGUCCGGAACUGCCGUUAUUUACUUCACAGCCAAUCGAUUACAUUCAAUGUGUCACAUUCGCAUUACAAACCGGCGUGUUUUUCUUGCUGCAGUGUUUCUGGAAUUACCUAUGCAACCGAGUCGCAAAGCGAUCGUUCAUGGGCUCUUGGGAAUUCAAGUUCUAUAUCUUAUGGGCACUUGGAAGUGCUGCCAUGUUUCCAGUGCUGCAGUGGCGAUGGAGCGAUGAUGAGUUGUUGAGUGAAGUUGUGCCACAGCUGGCAUAUGCCUUGCAAGUGUUGAUCACUGCUAGCCUUGGUGUUCGCUCCCACUUUAGAUUCAGAAGACUCUUGAAACUGUGCAAAGACAAGAUCGGUGCCCGAUUGAUGUAUUUCAAGGACAUGAACGUCAUGCUCACUAUCAUUUUGUUUGUCUACGGUGCCACGCUUGUCUUGCUGUGCGCAGACGGACUGACGACGAACAUGACCAUCAAUUCCAACAAGUUUGCCAUCGACCUAUUGAUUGCCAAUACUAACAUGUGUGUUAUCUUUCUUUGGCUUUCAUUCAUUUCGAUUUUCCACCCUCGAAAAGCGGCAGGCAACAAGGUAAACACGUCCCAGAACUCAACCCACGAUCCAGAGGAGUCAACGAACCCUCGGCUCAACAAAUUCAUCAUGAACGACACAACAAAGCGAUACAACAACAAUACAGGCUCGCCCCUUCCUCCACCUAUCUCCACAGCGGAUUCAUCACAACCAGCAGCACAAUCAUCGUCCCGCUCACCAGAACCACUGUUUUCUCCCGACGCUCCCUCACCACAACCGCUGUCGCCUCCCCCACCGCACGCAGGCAUUGACAGCUAUUAUCAGCGCGCAACUGGCACUGCAUCCAGCACCACUGGCACUGGCAUUGACAGCUACUACCAUCACCGCACGACUGGCGCGGCGUCCACUACGACCGGAAUAGAUAGCUAUUAUCAACAUGGCCCCACAAAAGAAAACGGCUGGUAA